Messenger RNA from Salmo salar (Atlantic salmon), 1333 nucleotides. NCBI's taxonomy places the organism in Eukaryota, Metazoa, Chordata, Actinopteri, Salmoniformes, Salmonidae. The record is from RefSeq and is a predicted model, not a curated record.
GAGGGAGGAGCGUUCAAUUAAAGAAGAAAGAACACUUCUGUCUGACUGGUGAUGGUUUAGUAGGGCUUGCUGGUAGUAUCGUAAAGUAACUUUACCAGUAUAGUAACUGUGAUAGUAAAGUAACUUUAACAGUAUAGUAACUGUGAUAGUAAAGUAACUUCAACAGUAUAGUAACUGUGAUAAAGUAACUUUAACAGUACAUUAACUGUGGUAGUAAAGUAACUUUAACAGUAUAGUAACUGAGGAGUAACUCUUCAGAAUGAAGAUACUUCGUGUUGUCUCCUGCUGUCUCCUCUCAGAUUCUCCUCCAUUGGACUCUCCAAGUACAGCACAUAGUCAGAGUGCUGGUCUGAUGGUGUGGACCAGUGCUGGUCUGGUAGUCAUGGUGACAGUGUUAGGACUGGUCCUGCUCCUGUUCUACAGACAGAGGAGAGGAACCAGGAGAACACCACCACCACCAGUCUCCUCCAACAUUCAACCUGACCGUACUGGAGAGGUUGACUGUAUAUAUGAGGAUAUCAGAAAGGCAGACAGACAUACAGACACACUCCCUGUGGUCAUCUCUUCAGUCUACUCUACUGUCAACUCACUUACCAACUCUACAAUCUACCCUGCUUGCCAAGACCCGACAACCUACACUGCUGACCAGGCCUCUACAACCCACCCUGCUGACGAAGCCACCGGUCUCCCACACUGUGACAUCUAUGCUAACACUAGCUGCUGCAAAGAUGAUAUAAGAUGCACUCCACUCUACAGCCCAGCUACCCAGAAUAAUGGAGGACUAUAGGAUCUACAGUACACAUAAUAUAUGUUGGACACCAGGAAGAGAAGCUGCUGCUUUUGCAACAGCUACUGGGGAUCCUAAUAAAAUACCAAAAUACCAAAAAUACAAGGCAUGGUUCCCAAAUGGCUCCCUAUUCCAUAUAGAGUGCACUACUUUUAACUAGAGCCCUAUAUAGUCCUCUAAUGGGAAUAGGGUGCCACUUGGGACUCAGAGAAUCUCCCCGUAGAGAGAUGAAGAGUUGUCACCACUGCUCCGCCAUCUUGGAAGUGACAUUACAAAGACAGCUCAUGUGAUUUGAUUGUAUGUACAAGAUGGACUACCCAUCUGGGUUUAAAAUCUCUCGAUUUUCUGAAAAUCAGCCAACAUUAUUGUAAAUAUUUGUGUAAAUAUGAACUAUGUGUUUUGUCAUAUCAUCUUGGGUUCAUUUUGUCUGUUAUAAUAAUGAAGACAGUAAUAACAUAAUAGUCAGUUGUACCUGUGAGUCUUACAUAUAUAUUGUAUAUGUACAUCAACUGUCUUUUAAAGCAUUUCAUUAAAACUCAUCUAAAU